This is a messenger RNA of Acanthaster planci (crown-of-thorns starfish), 7954 nucleotides long. RefSeq names its product poly [ADP-ribose] polymerase tankyrase-like. Gene Ontology annotation, molecular function: NAD+ poly-ADP-ribosyltransferase activity; protein binding. Lineage: Eukaryota; Metazoa; Echinodermata; Asteroidea; Valvatida; Acanthasteridae. The record is from RefSeq and is a predicted model, not a curated record.
CGGUUUUGCCGCCUGCCAGAAAGCAGAAGGUUGCAGAGUCUCUUCGCAGCAUCCCUUCUCCAAUGGGUAGAGUCUCAAGGCUGUCUCCUGCAUCUAAGACGCGGAGUGUGGAUCGAUUAGGUCAUGAAGAUGUUGAUGUGCAUGUCAGAGACAAAACUCGUAAGACCAGCAAGAAUACUUCAGGCCAAGUGAUGACUGAACCACCCACAAAGCUCAGCAAGGGCGUUAAGCCUAACACCCAGAGAGGCACCAGAGAGACCCUGAAAAGACCUUCCCAAGUUGAAUCUCCAGAGGCCAGAGUGGUGAAAUCUCGUAGGACAGGUAAAAACCAGGAUGAUGUUGGAGUGCUCGCUAAGAAGCCCAAGACUAGAGUCAAGACUCCUGCAAAUCGAGAGGUACAUGUAUCCAAGCAGCUGAUGAAGGGUGGAACGAUGACCUCUCAAACCAAGCAGACAACUACGAAACGAGGUUCAAAGGGACAGAGCGACUUGAGAAACAAGAAUCAGAAGGCAACGAAACGUUCCUCAAGUGGAGAGAAGACGGAGCGACAUGUACCUGCUAAGAUCAGGAAGGUUGUUAAACCUAACCCCCAGAGAGUCACAAAGAAGACCUCAACAAAGGCUCCUAAAUCUAAAUCUAAAUCUAAACCUCCUGACAAGAAAGCAGUGAGAAUGCCGGCCAAGAAGUCCAAGUCCAAAGCCAAGACUACUGUCAUCCGAGUGGUUUCCAACAAGCCUAAACUAAAAGGGCAAGCUGUGACUACAAACCAAGUUAAGAAGUUCACCACGAGGCAAAAUGCAAAGAGCAAAGUCAAGACCUCCACUAAAAAGGGAGGGGCUGGUAAACUUCAAAGGGGAGGUAGGAAGGGGGAAAAAGCAAGAUCUGAGAAAGCUACUGGCAUAAAGGACACAAAGGUUGUCAAGACCAAGAAGGUCAGCUUUGGAAAGCUUAGUAGUCGGCAGAUGGUGGCCACAUCCAACACCAAGAAAAAGACUGUUGCAGGGGACCUGAAAGGAAAGGGGAAGCUGAUGGUCGAACCAAAAACGUCCAACACCAAGAAAAGGACCGUCACUGGGGAGGCAAAACAAAAAGGGAAGCUGGUGGACAAGCCAAAGAAGGCAACCAACAAGAGUGGGCUUCAGGUGAAGGGGAAGAAAGUGGCUAAACAUCCCAACAGCAGACUGACACCAAACCUGAACAUUAAAGUAGUGGACAAGGAUCCGAUGUUUGAAGUCAAGAAUGAGAAGGAAAUUCCCAAAGUGUCGGAUUACGUCAACUGCAAGCGGGCUAUCCGCGCCGUCUUGACCAAGGACAACGCCCUCUUGAAGAAAUUGAUCAAUAACACCAAGGAGAUCCCUUCUUUGUUCGUCAGGAGAAGUGUGUGUCUGCAGGAUGACGCCCUGGACUAUGCCCUCAAGACGGAGAACACCGACGCCCUCAAGCUGCUUAUCGCAGAGAAAUAUUACAACCAUGACAAGCCACGCAAAGCAAUGCCUGACCAACCAUAUCCAUCGGACUUCACAGGAUAUUCAAAACCCUGUAAAGAAGGAAAUGGUGCUUUAACCAAGGACACUGAAUGUGAAGAUGACAUCCAAAAUAUUGUACGAUUUGAUAAAGCUUUGAACCAUGGUGUGUCGAUUGAUGCCAUCUCUCUCUUAGCCGAGGGUUCAGGCUGUGACUGUACAGGCAUGAUUCAUCGCGCUGUGAGAGCAGGCCACCACAAGUUGGCCUCACAAAUGAUGAAAAAAGUCAAAGGUCGUAGAGGGAACGGCUUCAUCAAACUUCACGAGGAGGUUUUGUCAGCCACAAAACCUGAACAGCUGACUUCUUUUAAAGCUGAAGUAGUCACCAAGAAAUCCUACAAGAACCAGAGGAUAACUCCUCUGCACUGUGCAGCCAUCAACCCCAACCCUAAGAUCAUUGCCAAGUUGUUGACAGUGUCACCAGACGUAUCGUUUCCCGACCAAGCAGGCUUCACUCCCAUCCACUAUGCCGCAGCAUGCAAGAGCAGUGGUCCCUUGGAACUCCUGCUGAAAAGUGGUGUGGACGCUGAAACGCCACAACCCAAGAAACUGGUAACCCCACUAAUGAUAGCUGCAAAGCAUGGCCGGACUAAGAACGUUGAAGUUCUUCUCAAGAAAAGAAAACCUAUUUCAGCUUCUGACCCUCACCCGACACCACCAAAGAGGUUGGGGGUGACCAGGAUCAUCAAGAGCAAGCACUUUGCCAUCCAUUAUGCUGCAGAGGGUGGACAUGUGGACUGUGUCAGGAGCCUAGUCAAAUAUGGAGACGCGGUUGACAUGAAGACGUCACACAAGAACAACAAGCUGACACCACUCAUGAUUGCUGCCGAACGGGGACACCUCCAGCUGGCCAAAGUCCUCAUUGAGGAGCUGGAUGCGGAGAUUGAGAAAAGAGAUAGGUUCAAGCGCACCUCUCUGAUGCUGGCCUGCAUGAACGGUCACUACCCAGUGGCUACUCUACUCCUGAGGAAAGGAGCUAAUCCUAACGCCAAGGACUCCUCAGGAAACUCUCCAGUCCACUAUGCUGCUGCUUAUGGCUGGUGGCACUGCCUCAAACUACUCCUCCAAGCUGGUGGGGAUCCAAACAUCUUAAAUACAGACGAGUUGUACAAUACCCAGAUAACUCCCCUGGGUGCUGCCUACAUGAAGGGCCACUUUGGGUGCGCAGAGCUCCUGCUGGGCCACCCUGGGAUAAACAUCAACCGCCGAAACGACGAGUGUGAGACGCUGCUGCUGACGGCAUGCUCAAAGUCCACAACUGAGGAGUCACUUAGACAGCUGAAGCUGUUCGUUGAGAAUGGAGCUGACAUCCACGCAUCAGACCUGCAUGGAAGGACACCCUUCAGAGUUGCAUUAAAAAAUGGUAUGAUCGACUUGCUGAAGUUUUUUCUGAGUAAGAACGCCAACAUACCAUUGGAUGAAGACAUUGCUGGUGACAAUUUACUGCACUUUAUUGCUGGGUCUCGUAUUGACGCCUACGAUGAAAUCUUCAAGUUGCUAAUUGAGAAUGAAAAGACCAGAGACUGUAAAGGUGGCAAGCGGACGCAGAGGAGUAAAGGGUCAAAGGUUACAACUCUGAAGGAAGCUGCCCGGAGGAAGAACAAUGAAGGAUGCACCCCAUUACUCAAAUGCAUCACUGAUCACUUAAACUGGAAAUUCUGUGGUCGGCACAAGAGUAUCGAAUGUCCCAUAUGGAAUGCUGUAGUAAAGGCAUUGAUAAAUCUUUGCGAAUCAGACAUCAAUGCAGUUGUGGAAAAGGACCUUAGAAAUGUGCCACGAAACUCGUGUGCUCUACACAUGCUUGCGUCUAAGGAACCAAGCAACGUCUUUUCAACAAUCAUGGCGAUGAAGCCCAAACUGGAUGUAGUGAAUGCCGAAGGAUACACGCCCUUGUUGUGUGCCAUUGUUGGUCAACAAGCUCAAAAUGUGAUAACACUGCUCGCGGCAGGUGCUGACCCUAACUGUUCAGACAAACACAAUGCGCUGCUUCUGGCAAUUAAAAACAACAUGCCAGGUAUUGUGCCAGACCUCCUCGCUAAAGGUGCUGACAUCCAUGGGUCCGUGUUUGAGAACAAACAACCCAGCAUUAUGCAUCACAUCCCAGUCUACAUCAAGGACUCUGAGGCCCAAGUCUCUGUAGCCGAACAGCUUGUUUCAGCAGGAGCUUCUCUGCAUACGGUGGAUGACCAAAUGAGGAAUGUCUUGCAUGCCGCUGUCAACAAGAUCGACCGCAAAGGGUCCACCACGUUCGUGGAGUUCCUCCUGGACCACAAACUGGACGUCUUUGCUGCCGACGAGUUAGGCAGAUUGCCCAUCCAUUAUGCAUUCACCAAAUAUGGAGCUUUUGGCAUGGACAAACCAGUCAUGGACAGCACCACCCAAAGUUUUGAUCCAAAGGAGGCUGUUUCCUUGCUGGCCACAGCCAUGCAAGGCAAAAAACUGAACCAGCAGGACAAGCUGGGCCGCACACCGCUCCAUCACGCUGCUGAAGUUGGGGCCCUUGACUCCAUUCCAUCCAUCUUUGAGGGAAUAGAUGAUCUCGAUAUCAAGGACAAGGACGGAUGUACACCGCUGUCAAUGGCAAUGGUUUGUUCACGAGAAAGGGUGGCGAAGUGGUUGAUCGACAAAGGUGCCAACAUCAACCAGGAGGUGUUUUUUUGUUAUGGAAAGGCAGACAAACGUGCCAGGACUACCGUCUUGAAGGAGGUGGUGCGUGAGGACUGGCACUUUAUUAUACUGGCUAUCAUGGACAAGAUAGCCUCAGGAGGGGUACCUGGAAUUUCCUACCUUGAUGCCCUGGAGGACAUCCUGGAAGGACAGAAGUUCCAGCUGGCUGAUGACUUGAUUUAUAAGCUGCCAAAGCCAGACAAGUUGCAGAUGACCAACGACAAGGGUCAGAAUCUACUGCACCUAUUGGCCAUUCAUGCAGUGGGGGGAUCCGACAUUCAGGAUAAGACUGUCUUGUUUCUCCUUGACAAUGGUGUCAAGCUAUUUGCCACUGACUACAGGGGCUGUACUCCACUGCACUAUGCCGCAGUCAACAUGAACGCCUCAUUUUGUAAAAUCUUUGAAGAGAAAGAUCCUGUCAGUUUUCAAAGCUGUAUCAUGUGCACCGACCAAAGGGGCAGGGUACCAGUUGCUUCACUAUUCUGGGGAAUGUUGUAUAACAACAGCGUUGCUGAGAUUGUCGAACUGAUCAAAAAGCAUAAGGGAAGCCUGGAUGUCUGUGCAGCCUUCCCCAAUGUCAACCUUCUCUGUAAGGAGAAACUAACCCGCUCAGAAUCCCUGCAAGAUUGGUACCACAAUCUAGCGGAUGACAAGACGACUGACGUCACGCCACUCAUCUUCACAAUCCUUACAAAUAACUUUGAGAGUUGCAAGCUCCUACUACAGAAGGGUGCCAAUCCUAAUGUUGUUGACAGGAAUGGAAUGACGCCUCUUAUGCAUGCUGUGAGACAGAACGAGAUUGUCAUUGUUCGCGUCUUGAUGGAUCACACCUACAAUCCCAAGGAAGCCGGUAUGAAGAAAAUCAGUGCUGGCCAGGAGGAGAAGCUACCCUGGACCGCUAACUUGCUGGAACGGCUGAAGUCUAGCAGCCAAAUGACCAUUAUUUUAGAUGGCUAUGAGGAAGACGAGAAACAAGAUCAUUCACAAGUUCCCAAAUGUAGUCUCAUGAGCAGUCUGGACGUAAAUGCUGUGGACUCGCUUGGCCGAACUGCAAUUCACCACCUGAUGAAGACAUGCGAUUACGGCACGUACGAGAAUGUGGAGAUGUUAGAAAUGAUGGCAGGAGUUGGAGCCAAUUUGUCCGAGCAGGAUCAAAACGGCAAGACGCCGAUGGAUUACACCAUUGAGACUGGUUCCAGAAAGAUGGCCACUGCUCUUCAGAAACUGACUGGAGAUGACGCGCUAAAACUGCCUGCCACCCCAGCCUGGUCCGACGGUCUGGACUUCCCCUCAUCCCAGCCCGAUGUGGACAGUGAUUCUCAAGCAAUGCUGAAGAUUCUUGAGUUGGAGCGCGGCAAGGCAAGACAGCCCAAUGACUCAAGACCUGAAGAGGAAGAAAAAGAAGAUGAGUUGAGGGAUGUCCUGAUGGAUGAAGAACAGAAUGUUCGCUACCAUGCAAGCAUGACAAAAGUAGAAAUUGAAAAGCAGAGGAGUUAUCUCAGCUUCUACAGCAUGCAGUUAAAUAAACUUCCAGCUGGCGUCGUAGAGCUUCUUUCCCACUGGGGUGUCAUUAAUGGUUACCGUGGGGAGACUGGCAAAAAAUAUUUUUGCAAGAAGGAAGAAGCAAUCACCGAGUUUGAGAAGAUCUUCAAAGCCAAAAGUGGAAAUAACUGGGCAGAUGUCAAAAGUUUUCAGAAGAAGCCCAAUAAGUAUGCAUUGAUGGAGUUCAAGCCUUGGAGAGCAAAGAGGAACAGCGCAAUCAGAGAUUUUCGCUUUGAUUUAGAGUCACCGGUGCCCUGCCAACUGCCAGAGGAAAUCCAACAUGUGGUUCGCAUGUGGACAAAGCCGGAGAUAUUAGAGGAGGCCCUCAAAGAAAUAGGGGUUGACACCUCCAUCAUGAACUUUGGCCACCUUUCCAGAGAAGUGCUACAGAGUGCUAGUGAUGUCUUGGACCAAGUCAGUGAGGUGAUGAAAAGGAAAGAGUUGGCAGAGAAACAGGCUAGAUUCAGACGCCUCAAACAUAGGUUAAUCCUGGAGAGUGGAGAUUCAAAGGAGAGACCAGUACAUUUUGAUCGCAAGCAACGUCUCGCCUUUGUAGAAACGCUUUAUGACCUGAACAAUCAGUAUCUGCACCAGUUGAUUCCUUACGAGAACUUUUCACACGACACAGUGCGGCCAGUCACCAUCCGGGAUGAGUUGGAGAAGCAGAGAAAGAAACUCUUUGAUCUGAUGGACCUGGAGAUGCUCAACAGGAUCUUACUGGGGGCGAUGUACAGGAAACAGGAAAUCCAUCCCCUGGACUACAUUUAUCGUGCCUUAGACUGCAAACUGAAACUUCUGGACAAAGAUGACGAGGAGAAACGACAUCUGCUGCAGUUUAUCCACAAUUCGAUGACAGGUGAUAAUAAUGUCAAGGUGAAGGCCAUUUUCCGAAUGUCUCGCAAAGGCGAGGAGGAGCGAUUGCAGUCUUGCUGCUUGGACAACCACAAGCUGCUUUGGCACAACUGCAAUUCAGCGAACCUGCUGUCUACCAUGAAGCUGGGCAUACCAGUCUCCGAUAGAGAAUACAAACCAGCCUACUGUAAUCUUGGAGAGGGGAUCUACACAUCUCCCUCAUUUGAGGUCAUGGCCUCAAAUGGACGAAUGUUUGGCCAGGAAGACUCCAAGUUCUUGCUUAUAAUGGAGAUUGCGGUUGGAAAGACAGACAAGCCCUCAUAUGGUGACACAUGGAAGAUGGAAUUCAACAGCGCUUACUGGUCUGGCAUAACCAAGAUCAACGCCAAGCGAGAACUCCUGCUUCCUACGGGUGCGUUAAUGCCAGUUGGAAGACUGCUCCCCGUUGAUGGUUGCUUUAGCCGCCGUUCUCCUAGUUUUUACAUAGUUCCCACCCAGGAGCAAGCCUGUCUGCGCUACCUGGUGCAAUUGACAGGUGCUAACUGAAGAAACUGAAAUAAUUUUAGGGAUUCAUGCCAUGCUUUGCAACAGGAAAUUAGACUUUUUGAUACAAAUCCUCAAUGUUUUUAUAAUGUUAUUUGAGAUAUGGUGCAACGUUUCUCCUAAAAGGUCAAAUGAAUUUGUCAAGUACAACAUAAUAUUAUAAUCUGUAGUGUUUGUCUUACCUUUUCUAGCUUUUUCUCUCCAGUUUCAUAUUUUUGUGUUAAAGAUUGUUUCAAUUACGCAUUAUGUGGGAAUGAUGAGUCACCUCAAGGAAUAUUUUUAAAAGAUGGUCCAGAUGUUUGUGUACGUGUUUAACUGGCUUGAGUUCGCUGCUUUUUUAAAACAAGGUUUUCCUUUUCAUUGCUUAAUUUUGUCUCCUUGUAUGUGUGUAUGCUUUGAUUUGCAUACGGUUGACGAGCCAGUCAAAGCUAAGAAAAAAGAGAAAUUUCACUUAAAUUUUAAAGACUAUGUGGAGAGUUGACAUCACAACGUAUAUUGGCAGCCAUCAGAAUACAGUAGAAACUAGACCUGUGAUUUGAUGCGAGACACCACAAGAGCAAGCUGAGAUUGCAUUGACCUUUAUUAGCCGUGUCACAUUUGAAAUGGACAGGCUCUGAAAUUUGUACAUAAAAUAGUCAUUUUGAUUGAUACAUUUCAUAACAGAUAGAGCUAUAUAGAGACUGUUGUGUUUAUCUGUAGUUAAUAUCAGUUCAUAGUGAGUUUACAGUCUUUCAAAAGACUUGUCCAAUGUUGUCUGGGAUGUUGGGGGAAAGUGGUAUUUUGGAGAUGGAGUUGAAAUAAAAAACCAUAUAUUUAGGAAAACACAA